GUGGUCCCGAUUCAGAUUUUGAAUAUUCUACUCAAUCCUAUACUGGCUAUGAGCCCACUAGUAUGCGAGCUAUCCGUGCACGCUAUCAUCCGUUAGAGCAGGCCAAAGGUCGAAUCGAUCAAUUGAAAAGCUUAGGACAUGACGUAGACAAGGUCGAAUACAUCAUCAUGGGUGGCACGUUUAUGUCGUUGCCAGAGGAUUACAAAAACUGGUUUAUCGCGAACUUGCACAACGCAUUGUCAGGCCACGCAACUGAUGAUGUUGAUGAGUCUGUGAGAUUUUCAGAGCAGAGUCAGACAAAAUGUAUUGGAAUUACUAUUGAAACACGGCCUGAUUACUGUCUCAAACCUCACUUGAGCCAGAUGCUCCGAUAUGGGUGUACUCGUCUAGAGAUAGGCGUCCAGAGCAUUUAUGAAGAUGUUGCACGUGAUACCAACAGAGGACAUACUGUCAAGGCUGUAACGGAAUCAUUUCAAUUAGCGAAAGAUUCAGGAUUUAAAGUGGUUGCUCACAUGAUGCCAGAUUUACCAAAUGUCGGUAUGGAAAGGGAUUUAGAGCAAUUUAAGGAAUACUUUGAGAACCCAGCCUUUCGUACUGAUGGUCUGAAAAUUUAUCCAACUUUGGUUAUCAGAGGCACAGGGCUUUACGAACUUUGGCGAACGGGAAGAUACAAAAACUAUGCACCCGUUGCGCUUGUCGACCUUAUUGCUAGAAUACUAGCUCUCGUUCCUCCAUGGACACGAAUAUAUAGAGUUCAGCGCGAUAUUCCAAUGCCUCUGGUAACAUCGGGCGUCGAGCAUGGAAACCUACGUGAACUAGCACUGAACAGGAUGAAGGAUCUUGGAAUUGAAUGUCGAGAUGUUAGGACAAGGGAAGUUGGAAUUGUCGACAUUCACAACAAAGUUCGACCCGAAGAGGUUGAAUUAAUUCGGCGUGACUACGUUGCUAAUGAUGGGUGGGAAACUUUCCUAUCAUAUGAAGACACUCAACAGGAUAUUCUAAUUGGCCUUCUUCGUCUACGUAAAUGCUCGUCAGCUACAUUCCGACCAGAGCUCACAAUUACACCAACGUCCAUAAUUAGAGAGUUACACGUUUAUGGAUCGGUUGUUCCGAUGCAUAACCGUGACCCCACCAAGUUUCAACAUCAAGGCUUUGGAACUUUACUGAUGGAAGAGGCAGAGAGAAUAGCAAAAGAAGAACACGGUAGCAAGAAAAUCAGUGUUAUUAGUGGAGUUGGAGUUCGAAAAUAUUAUGCAAAAUUGGGGUACCAUUUAGACGGUGA
Molecule: messenger RNA, 1282 nt
Organism: Paraglomus occultum
Lineage: Eukaryota; Fungi; Glomeromycota; Glomeromycetes; Paraglomerales; Paraglomeraceae
Source: the annotation of a GenBank genome assembly